Colias croceus (clouded yellow) is the source of this 1908-nucleotide messenger RNA. RefSeq lists its product as uncharacterized. The record is from RefSeq and is a predicted model, not a curated record. Bases 125 to 1585 code for a protein of 486 amino acids. Gene Ontology annotation, molecular function: nucleic acid binding. The transcript has a single exon. NCBI's taxonomy places the organism in Eukaryota, Metazoa, Arthropoda, Insecta, Lepidoptera, Pieridae.
GCGACGGACGAGUACCUACGCGUUUUUGUUUGAUUGUUUUCUUGUUGUUGUUUUCUUUGUUGUUAUUUUUUCUGUUGUUUGUUAUCGUUGUUAAGUUUUGUUAUAUUGUUAUAGUUUUGUUACAAUGAAUAAGAAAAUAAUUAAUAGCCGUGCACGAGAAAUUAUUAUUCAAGUGGACAAUUAUUUUGUACAAGAGAAAGAGGACGCUAUGCUACUACUUCAGAAUGUAACUCGAUCAUUGAAAGCUGCACUUGACACUAGUGAAGACGUAGUGAUGUCUAAAAAAACGGUAUUAGAAAUUUCAAAAUACUUACAAAAUACGACCAAGGUCACAGAGCGCGUAAUGAGCGCUACAGGGAUAUCAACAAAUACAGUAGCAAAAUUAAGGCGCGAAAAACAAACAGCUGUGGCUAGUGGCAGUAAAAUUAAAACUCCAGUUAAAAAAAAGAGGGGAAAAAAGGAAUUUUUAGAUGGUUUUUCUCUCACAGCUUUAAGAAAUAUAAUCAAUUCUAUAUACAUAGUACGAAAGGAAGUGCCCACUAUGAGAAAAAUUAUGGCUGCAGCUAAACAAGAUUUAGACUAUAAAGGGAGUGAGACUACCUUACGUCAAAUUAUGAAAGAUAAUUUAGGGUAUAGAUUUAAAAAAUGUUAUCAAAAAAGAUUAACAUUAAUUGAAAGACCUAAUAUACAGGCAUGGAGGGCUAAGUAUUUACGCCGCAUGAAAGAGAAUGAUUCUCUUGGCGCCGACAAAAAGCCAGUUAUUUAUAUUGAUGAGACUUGGAUUCAUGCUCACUAUACAGUGAAAAAGUGUUGGCAAUCAGCUACGGAUGUGGGAGUAAAAAAAAAUGAGAGUCCUGGACGCCGUUGGAUUAUAGUUCACGCUGGUAGUGAAUCCGGAUUUGUCGAUGGCGCACUUUUAAUGUUUAAGGCAAACAGUAAAACUGGUGAUUACCACGACCAGAUGAACACAGAAAAUUUCAGUAAAUGGUUGAAAGAAAAGCUUAUUCCUAACAUACCACCUAAUUGUAUUAUAGUUAUGGACAACGCCCCAUAUCACAGUAAAGAGGAAGACAGAACGCCGAAUAUGGGCUCAAAAAAGGAAGAAAUGAUGAAGUGGCUCCAAGCUAAUAAUAUUGAGUUCACUGUUCACAACACUAAACCAGAAUUAUAUUUAUUGAUAAAAAAUCACAAAGUUCCAAAAAAAUAUAGUAUGGACAAAUUAUUAGCGGAACAUGGCCAUGAAGUUGUUAGACUUCCGCCGUAUAAUUGCGACCUCAAUCCCAUUGAGUAUAUUUGGAACUUGGUGAAACAAAGAGUUUCAGAUAAAAAUGUCGAACAGUUAGAGAGUAGAAUAGAAACAAUAACAUUAGAGGCAUUACAAUCCAUUACUCCUGAUGAUUGGAAAAAAGAGGUCAAUCACGUCAAAAAGCUGGAAGAAGAAUACUGGCGUAAAGACCGACUAGUUGAUGAUUUAUUUAUAAUUAAUACUGAAAACGAUUCUGAAUCAGAUACAACAGACUCAGAGUUAGAAAACAAUUCUGAAUCUGAUUUAGAUUGUAUGAGUGGGAUUGAAGAAUUAGGUUAGAUUUUGAUUAAAUUGUAUCAAAAUCUAACCUAAUUAUAUAACUAAUAAUCUGUCCUAAUAAACGUUGAAAAUCACUCAAACAUUUUUAUUUCUUAGAUAGAUACCUAUUUCCAAGCAGUGAGAUUAUUUAAAUGUCAUCAAAUGUAAUUUUUUUCGUAAAAUGUAAUCUUACAAUAAAUGUCAUUACAAAUCUGUCAAACUUAAUUAUAAUUAACCUAUUAAAUUUAUUUUCUCCGCAUUUCUUUUUUUGCAAGCUGUAUUUUUCAAUUCUGGAUGACGUCACGUGGCUUUUACUGUGACAAGGUUCCUGCGCAUUAGCAAUU